Lytechinus variegatus (green sea urchin) is the source of this 6375-nucleotide messenger RNA. RefSeq names its product cilia- and flagella-associated protein 43-like (gene cfap43). The coding region runs from base 127 to 5277 and encodes 1716 amino acids. Gene Ontology annotation, biological process: cilium assembly. Gene Ontology annotation, molecular function: protein binding. Lineage: Eukaryota; Metazoa; Echinodermata; Echinoidea; Temnopleuroida; Toxopneustidae. The transcript has 36 exons. The record is from RefSeq and is a predicted model, not a curated record. Gene Ontology annotation, cellular component: axoneme.
GCGUACGUGCUUAGCAACGAGAAGCGAAACUUUGGGGGAAAUUUCACACCAUUUCCCGAAUUUUAAGACAAAAAUAUUAAUCGGAUGCUGUUGUUCAUAUUAAUGAAAAGAAUUUUCAAAUAGAGAAUGGAUUCAGUCGGAACAUUAGAUGUCAAAUGGGCACAGGGUUACAAUGGCUCCCAGGCAAGUUUUGUCAACAAGAACACGCUCUGUCACGUGUGUGGAAACAACAUCAAAUUUAUUGACAUCACCAAUAACAAGGAGACGGUCUUCCCUUCACCUGGGGAUGGAGUGGGCGCCCUCGCUGUCAGCGGAACUCAGCAUCUGAUAGCCUUCUCGGAGAUGUGCCUCAACCCAAGGAUCUUUGUUUAUUCUUAUCCAUCCCUCGCCAAGCGAGCAGAAUGUAAAGGGGGAGCAAAGUUAGAAUACUCGGCCAUCGCUCUCUCCUACACACAUCCAUACAUGGUGAGCUGCUCGGGGAUUCCAGAAUUCUCUGUGUUUCUGUGGAACUGGGAGUCUGGACAGCUUCUGGUUACUGAGAUGAUGAACGGCUUGAGUGCAACCCAAGUCUCCUUCAACCCAACCGACUGGCAUAAACUGUGUGUGGUAGGACCUAAACAGCUCAAUGUAUGGACCAUUGAGCAAGCUGAUACCAUGUAUCACCUGACUCCAAGCAAAUUCACCCUUCCCUAUGAGAACGGCCCCGACGCUACCACGCCCCACCCUCGACUACCAAGCCGGGCAGCCUCUCACUAUACAGCUAUCCCGUAUGAUUUGGAGCUGGAUGACGCAGCUGUGGCCGGACUGGUGGGCGACCUCGCUGUCGAUUUCGAUGCAGGAAUCUUUGAUGAGAACAGUAGAAAGGUCGUCCCUGCUUCGCAUUGCUGGACACCAACUGGCGAUCUGUUUUGUGGCUGCCAAGAGGGUCAACUCCUGAAGGUGGAUACCGAGUUGAACCACAUCAGAACCCUUGCCCGACCUACCGCCAGCACCACCAGUCUAAGGAGGGAAGUGUCACUCCUCAGCACUCUGGACAAACGCAUGCCUAGCAUGCCAGAAGAUGGUGAAGACAAAUCUGUAAACCCUGGUUCCGUUCUAACCGAGGGAAGCAUGGCUGCUCUGGCUCUUCACCGCGACGGUCUGUUCUGUGGGGGAGACGAUGGGAUUCUGAGAUGUCUGGAUAUCACUAAGAACGUGGUCCAGGUCCAGGAUAGUUUCACGAUAGGCUGCCCGAUCUCAUCGCUAGGCUGGUCUACGACCUACACCAAGCUUGCCGUUGGCAGUUCCAAGGGUUCCAUUCACAUGUAUGACCACACCAAUCCAGGAACGGCUGAGCCCGUUGUGGAAUCUCACUUCGGUAACUUUGUAGGUGUGUCAGUGCUGGCCCCAGGUACAACACACUGUGUGUCUGUGAGAGUGAAUGGAGAAGUCCAGAUCUGGAGCCUCGAGGACAGUCGCGUCAUUGGAAGUGUUUCUGUUAACACAACCGCGUCAUGCAUCGCAGCAAGCCCGUCCUCCAGCACUGUUGCCGUAGGUACACUGUCUGGGCAUAUCUGCUUCGUGGACGCCUCGCGCAUGGAGCAGCCGCGCGUGGUCAAGAAGCACCACGUCCAUCGGAUGCCGGUCAAUCAUAUCAGCUACGAUACUGAGGGACGCUUCCUGUUCUCUGCCGGCGAGGAUGGUCAUAUUAUUGCCACCGACGCGCGACCUUCGACGGAAUUCAAGAUCCUUGCACAGACUCCUGUCACUGGUAACGUGGUGAGCAUCGCCACGAGCAUUGAUGAGAAACGGGGACCGGUCAAGGUGGUGGCUCUCCUCAACACCGACUCUUCCGUCAACACCGGCGCCGACAAGCUUGUGGCCUUUGAUGUUCCUGGAAACUUGGCAGAUGACUUGUCCAAUCUCCUAGCCAGUCCCAACUGUGAUUUUAAGGAAGACAUCGUGAAGAAGAUGGUAUUGACACUUCCCAGCCAAGCAAUGAGUGUCGCAGUAGGGUCUGGUGGAGAAGUCUACACCCUGUCCAUCAACAAACAGAUCCAGAAGAUGACUCUUCCAAAAGAACCACCAAAACAGAACAACGUUCAAGCUUGCCAGCUGCAGUCGGAAGCGGACUACCCGGUCCACGACCUGGCCGGCGGCACCCUCCUCCUCUCCUACCACAAGCGCUGGCUCCUCUCUGCCUCCCCCGACGGCAAGAUGACCAUCCGAAGCACGGACGCCAUGGAGAACCCGUUCAAUAUCCACUGCCACAGCUUCCAGACCGGCGGCGUUCAUCGGAUGUGCUUGACCCAAGAUGCCACUCAAGUACUGACCACAGGGGCUCAGGAUGGGACCAUGACGUGCUAUGCAUGGAAUAUGAAUAGCUUUAACUCCAUGGGGAAGACCAAGGCCAACUCUGCCAUCGAGGCGGCACGCUCCCACAAGUCUAUGCUUCAGGCGGUUCGUAAACGAGAGGACGAGGUCCUGCAGUCUAUGAGAGACUGGAGUCCUCAUUCUCUAGUGGGCUCCAGGACCGCAUCCCACGAGCACAUCUCGUCAUCUAAUGAGAAUAUGACUAUUGAGAAGGCGAUCGAAUCGGACCAAAUCUACAUGACACCUACCCCAACACUGACCGGUGACCCAGCAUGGAUGGAUGUCAAAGAACUGGAGGCUCUCCAUGAUGAGGACAAGCAGUAUGCUACUGUUAAGAAAGAUUUGAGAGGAGAGAUAAGAGAUCUACGUAGGAUGAUCCAAGAUAUGAUGAAGGUGAAUGAAACCUUGCCUGACAUCGAGAAGCUCGGCCAUGAUGAAUUCAAUUUGGACACGGAAGAACAGCAUAGGCUGCAGGCUGAAGGAGAGGCUCAAGUACAGCAGAUUCGUGAAGAGAUGGAGCUUGAAGACCUGGCCAAGAUGUACAUGAGAGAGACCAUCAAGAACGAAUGCUGGGACUCCAUGAUCAAUAAAGGUCGCAGUAUCAAGGCGUUCCAUUUCCCUCUGGAGGUGAGCAACUACCCGAUGAGAGAGAGAAGCAAGGAAGAGAAAGAGGAGUUGGAGUUUGUCAGCAACAUGAGACGCAUCGAGGUCGCUGAGAUGGCUGCAAGGAAAGAGAUUAUUGAACUGGGAGCCCAGAAAGACGCAUCUGGUGAGAACGAGGAAGGAGACGAGGAGUCUGAAGAAGGAGAAUCAGCAGGGGAUCCAGCUGCUAUCACCGGCUCCCUGGGAUCCCAGUACGGUGGAGCCAACGAUCUCUUCUAUAGUCAGUUUGAACUCCACACCAGACAGCAGAAAAACAACCAAAUUGUACUACUUCAGGAUGCUAUUUAUCGGAUCAAGCAGACGUACAACAAGAUCUUCGAUGAGGUUUACAAGCAGCGGGAGCAGGAGAUUGCUCGCAUCGAGGAGAAGAACGUCCGCAUCACCAAGAUCCUCGACGACCUCGCCAGCAGCGAGGAAAUCUGGCAGCCCGUCAUGGAUGCCGACGAGAAACCCGAGAAGCUUCUCACUGUCGAAGAUUCAGAGGUUACUGGGGAGAAGUUUAUAAGUGCCGAGCAGCAAGCCAAGAUGGACGAAGAAGCAAGGCUGGAGGAAGAGAAGAAGUUGGCUGCGAAGGGAGACAAUGCAAGGGAGAGAGCCCUGGACAUGAUGAUGGGUGGUGUGCUGGAGAUCAAGAAAGAGGAUGAACUCAAAAAGGACAUUCCAGUACCUAUCUUCAUGACUGUCAAAGGAUCGGAGGAGUGGAGCGAUGAAGAGAAGAAGAUCGCCGCGGAAUACGAGAAGAAAGUCAAGGAACUCAAUGAAGAGAGGGAGAAAUACAAGAAGACCCUCGAAGCAGAGUUGAAGAAGCUCCAGACCAUCAUUGCAGACACCACGGCUAACUUUGAUGAGAAGUUGAUGACCCUCUUUGCCAAGAAGGUCAAGACUGAGCUGGCACUGUUUCAGGAGGAACUGAAGAUUCUUCGUCUGAGUCGAGUGUUGAUGGUGGAGGAUGAGCUUGACGCCAGAGAGGAGGAGUUGACAAGACUUCUCACUUCAAAGAAGGCACUUAAGGCAACGAGCGUGACGUCCAUGGCGCAAGCCAAGAAGCAGGUUGAGCAGUACCGGGACACCUACGAUAUCAGGGUGGCUGAAGACAAGGUGAUGGAGAAGAACUUCAGGAAGGAAUUCCACGACGUCCAUCCGGUGCUCGUCGAUCAGCUCUUCAAACUCUACAGGCGUAGACCAAGAGGUCAAAAGCACGCUCGGAAAAGCUCCCUGACUGCCGAUACACCCGCCCAGGCCGCGGCCAAUCCGUACGGAGAGCGCCCCCUAUCUGCCCGACAGCCGAACACGACGGCUGCGAUGGUGAAAGCCCUGGAUGAACUCAACGAUGAGAGUCACAUGCCAGAGGGUGUCGAACCGCACACCUGGAGGCACAUGUGUGACCUUCGCAAGGCCAAGGUCAUCAGUGAACAGGAGGUAAAGGCUCAUGCACUGACCCUAGCUGACAUGAAUGGCUACUUACAGCGAAGACAGGAAGAAGAUGAAAGACUACGUGGCGACAUCGAUGACCUCCUUGAUGCUCUCAAUAGGUUGCGUGAAGAGCGUCUGAGGUUCACCUGCAAUCUUGAGGUACAGCUCGUCUUGAAGCAGGGUCAGGUGGAGGUCAACGUAGAUGAAUUCAUCGCAGACUUUGAUGACAGUGUGCUGCUUCAUCGUAGUGUGGUGGAAGAUCUCAAUGCCAGUAUUAGGCAACUUGGAGAACUUAAGAUCACAGCAAUGAAAGAAAGUAAAGACUUCAGAAAGGGCAUUCAUGUCUUAGAGUGGGAGCAUAAGAAGAUGAUAAUGCAGAUAGAAGAUCUACUCGAGAAAGCCAAAGUCAUUCAGAUGUUAAAAGUGUCAAGAGAACUCCAAGGGUUCCUUCAUAAUGAAGAUCACGAGGGAAAGAAGCAGCAGCAGAUUCAGACUCUAGAACACACUCUAGAAAACCAGAGAGCACAUCACGACAAAACCGUGGGUGAGAGGAAACAGACGAUCAGCAAACUGAAGCACGUCAUUCGACAAAAGGAAGUGGACAAUGCCACACUGGACAGAGAGCUAGAAGAAAUGACCGUCAUGGUUUCAGAGAGAAAACAUAUCAAUAAUGUAAAUGCGGCAGCAAGGAGCGACACGGGUUCGGCCAAGCGGAUGCAGGAUAUCGUCCAGAGGCGGAAGCUCGUUGACCUCGCCAAGGCACAGGCCCAGGAGGUUGCGGUUCUCAGAGCCGAGGUGGAGAGACUGCGCAUGCGUACCUUCCCUGCGCUGGUACAGGUCGAACGCUAGGUCAGGGGUCAAGGGUCACAUACGUGACCUUUUUUCUUCAAAUUCCACAUCUCUAUCAUUUCCAUUUGCAUAUCUCCAUUUAAGUACAUGUUGGCACCUCCAUGAUAUGUUCAAAGAUGGAUCUUUUAGAGGUUAGGUAGGGGUCACAUCUAAUCUUUGACCUUUAAUUUCAAACUUCACAUCACCACAAUAUUUUCCCAUUAAACUUUAAUCUUUAUUUCACUGCUAUAAGAGUGGUCUAAGGCCAUAGGAUAUACAGAUCGCAGUUAUCUUUCUAUUUUUUUUAUUUUAUUUUUUUUUCAAUCAGAUCUUGCUGAAAGGGAGGGAGAAGGUCAAUUGUCAUUUACCUGUGGCUUAUUUACUCCCAAGUUUUCAAUGCUAUGCACAUAUGUCAAAGGAAUUGGGAUUUAAUAGCAGAAUAGUAGCUGGAGAAGUGGUAUUGUUGUCUGAUAAUCAGUACAAAAUUCUUAAUACUGAAGCAGCAACUGGUCCAUACAUUAUUGUGAAAAAGCGACAGAAUGUGAUAAAAAAAUUUAGAAAAAUAUGUAAAAUGUUAUUCUAAAAAGAUAUGCUAUAGUCCAGGUUCUAGUCCUUGGACCCUUUUCAUAAAGUGAAACAACAGUGGUAACUUUUGUCAUUACGGCAACUAUCCUAACAGGAAGGUUCAGCAGCCAGUAACAAUCAAGGUUUUCAUGGUAGUUUAAAAGUUAUGAUAGUUGUCAGUUUUGUGAAAGAGGCCCCUGAUUGCAGCAGGCUAUAUGAAAAAAAAAUGUUCUACUUAGACUUGAGAUGAAAUAUUGCCUGCUAAUGCUUGUGACAAAGUGUAUUGAGUUUGACAUAUUGAACCUAAAGCGUCAUUCAUACAUGGCACAUGAAAGCUCAGCGAGCCUGCCCAGCAACAUUUCUGUGUAAAUGGUCAAUGAGGUGUCAGGAAAUGUGUUGCUCAUAUUCUCAUUCAGGCACUAAAUACCAGUUUCCCUUAACACAAAGCUUAGCAAUGAUCGUAGAACGAUUCCAUUGACUACAAUGUGCAAUCAGUCGUAAAAAUCAAGUGUACGAUUAAUCGCUAACCUUUGUGUUGUGGGACCCAUAGGUCUU